This is a messenger RNA of Dreissena polymorpha, 546 nucleotides long. RefSeq lists its product as uncharacterized. Bases 1 to 546 code for a protein of 181 amino acids. Lineage: Eukaryota; Metazoa; Mollusca; Bivalvia; Myida; Dreissenidae. The transcript has a single exon. The record is from RefSeq and is a predicted model, not a curated record.
AUGGGUUCGAACACCAACGGUGUGAUUCCUGUCAUACAAGCACCAAACGCUCGAAACGCAGUUGUCGAUGGUGCGUUACUUAUGGGACUUCAUCCGAAUGGGAUUGUCGAGCGAGUUUCUCCUUACACUUAUGGAUUCUACUCGGUUGUUCCAUUCCAAGAAGGGAAACACCCGGAAGAUCUGAAACAAUUCCAUGAAGGCGUGGCACAGUGCAAGGCGGUCUUCUACAAAUUGAUUGAGAGAAACAAAACUGUACGACCAAGAGAUUGCUUUGAGAGAAGAUCCUCCACAGAUUACAUUGAAAGUAAGCAUCAAACAAGGAUCACAUCGUUAUGGAGAUCUUUUAGAAAGGAUCCGAAAUACUGUACACAAGAUGACGAGUGUGAAAUAGUGGCGAGUAUUGAAAUACAGCCUCCGGCUGAAGGCUGGCCCCCAAAAUUGGAUCAUAUCCAGAGGUUGGUUGUCAUUGACAACGAGUUUGUUGUAGAAUUUGAAAAUGCGACUACCGGCCAAAAGUAUAAGACCCGAGUAGUUAAUGCCUUCUAA